Messenger RNA from Perognathus longimembris pacificus (Pacific pocket mouse), 10417 nucleotides. It is a transcript of the gene Prr14l, whose product is annotated as proline rich 14 like. NCBI's taxonomy places the organism in Eukaryota, Metazoa, Chordata, Mammalia, Rodentia, Heteromyidae. The record is from RefSeq and is a predicted model, not a curated record.
AGGCCCCGGAUGAGGAAGUGCGGGCGGACCAUAGAGAGGGAGAAGCGGCUGCGGCCCGGAGCGCCUCUGAGCCUGAGGCGCUGGAGGUUCAGGUUAUAUUGGCCGCGGUGGGUCUGCGUCUGCAGGAGGCCAAGCUGGAGGCACCAGCCCGGGCCGCGGAGCAGGCCUCGGGGAUGAACUGUUUGAUGUAAAAGACUUGACUCCAUAAUCUCCAUCUGCCUAAUGCUGUCAUCUGGAGUAGAGACUGAGCCUGUUCCACCUGAUUCCUCCAUGUCUGCUGUGGUACAGGAAUUAUACUCUGAACUUCCCGUAAGUGUUUCCAAAGAGCUUCUUGCUGACCCUGAGCCAAGUGUGAUUCCAAAUGUAAGCGCUGGCGCCUCAAGCUUUCUUUUAAGUCAGAGUAGGGCAUUGUCCCUGGAGCAACAGGGGACCUAUGCAGAAAGUUGUUGUGAGGAAAACACUGAAAGUUUGGAUCAUGGGGGCAGUCCUGGGUGGUGUGGGCUAAUGCCCCCCACAGCAAGGGAUUUUAUGGCUUCCAGGAUCUUGGAUAGGGAAGAGAAAGCCAAAGGCAUGGAACUAAAAGUCUUCAGAGAUCAAGGGGACCAGGUGGAAGUUAUCAGAGACCCCUGUGGGGGAACACAGGAAGACCCACAGCAACAUUCCACAACUGCUGAAGAAAAGAUCAGCCUAAGGCAGGAGGACCUCCUGGUGCAGUCCAGAGAAGAACUUUUACACAAGGACCUCCCUGAAGAUUUUCUAAGGAACAAAGAAGAAAAUGUACAAAUUACAGUUGAAACGCUGCCCAGAUCCACGGAAGACAUACAAGGUAUAAAGGUGAAUGGAACUAAGAUGGAUAAUAAUGGCAAGAAUGACGAUGUGAGUAACAUUCUCUCAACUGGGUGCAGUGAAUGCCCAGAAGUAGACAAAAUCAUGACCAGUGGUGAAGUUUCAGAAACCAGAACUUUAGUUUCCCUAAAGCCUGUAACUUUUGUGGACCCUGGAUUGACAGAAGCAACUGCAAAUGAAAAAGAAUGUGGAGAAUUAAAAACUUUUCCUUCUUGGUUGUCAGUAUUACCAGGAAACAGUGCCAUUUCCAACACUGACAAUGGGGAGAAAGAGUUGUGUAAAGUAAACCUUGUCUGUGAAGCAGAUGACAAUCGCCAACAGAUUCUUGGCCUCCAUAAUGAAAAACACAGUUCUGUACCUGAUAAUUCCACAGCCAUGGGAAAUGGUGAUGCUAUAAAACCUUUGGAAGAAAAUUCUGAAAGUUCACAUUUCAUACCACUUUUGUCUGUUCCAGAACGCAGAAUAGCAUCAUUAGAAGAAUGUGAUUUGGAAAGCAAUGGUUUGCUGAAAGGAUCUGCUAAAAAGGUAGAUAAUUCCUAUUUUAAUGAAGAUGAUCAAAGCCAAAACUUGGCUUGUAUAGAAGGAAGUAAAGAAUGGCCUUUGAGUCUCAGGAAAGAAAAGGAAGAGGAACCAGCAAAGUAUGCUAGUUCUGGCGAAAAAGAGACUGCUGAUUCCCCAAAGGAAAACAUCUACAAUAACUCUUGUGUUCAAGGCAGUAUCCAUACAGAAAGCUCUAGUUCUCUAAUGCUCAAUUCUCUUGCUGAAGCCACAGAAAUGUUUAAAAAGAAUGAUUUGAAAAUCACUUUAGACCAUCAGGGUAACUUGAUACACCCUGAGGACCAUAGAGAAACUGUUCCUAAUGUGAGCCUUAUAAAUGAGCAUUCAGAAGAAAGCAGUUUUUUCUCUUCAGUGCAACUUGAACAGCCAGAGCAGACAACCACUAUAGAACCUAUUAGGUUAAGUGAAAAGAUAAAUAGUAAAGACUCUAAUUCCUUAGUCAACAUUCAGAGAAAUCUGGAAGGUAAGACUCAGUUGAAUGAAGCAACAGGUAAUGAUCUUUUGUCUGAAAGAAAAUCUGUUGGGAGUUUAAUGCCAGAAAAUCAGAUAAGUUCUAUACCUAACAAGAUAUCAAAAUCCAAGAAAGAUGCUGCUCAAUUACCAUUGUCUCCAGAAUUGGAUUACAGACCUGAGUCAGAAAAAACUACAUGGACCUCACUUGACAAUAAUUUCUCACAUGUAGAUGCACCAGGCAUUGCCAGUGAGAUGAGUGAACCUUCUUGUGCCCGUGAACUGGUUAUGAAAGUAGAUUGUGAAUGUGUUUUAAAUCAACAAGUGUCCCUUAGUUCCCAAAACCACGUGACCUCGCCAACUAAUUCUCUACUAAAUGUAAACAGAGAGAGGCCUUUAGCAACUGGCAGUGAUGCCCAACAGAACCAUCACCUUUCUUUAGAGAACGGAGGAGAGGUCAUUGCUGGUACCCAAACCAGUCCCAUGAAGACAAAACUAAAAGACCUUUCUCCACAGGGUGACAAAACCUGUGGUGCCUCUUCAAAUCCCACCUUCAGCACCAAAUUAGGAAGCCUGGAAGGAAAAGAAGAAAUGGCUGAUUCAGGAACAGAAGAUUUACGUUUUGGAUUCCUUUCAAGUACAAAAAAUACAGCUGGUUUUCCUCAGGAGAUCUCUGUCACCGAAUGUAAAAACAUUCAAUCUCAGGAUAUCUCCAGCUGUCACAAUGCAAGGGAAAAUGUACCAAAAGAAAAUUUACAUUCUGUGUGUGCUGCUUUCAAGCCAAGCAAAAUUGUCCCGAAAGUGAACAACUCUAAAGUAAGCAAAUGUGAAAAUGCAUUUCAACACAGUCAUCACUACUCCCAGGGAACAGAAGGCUCUGUAAAAAGUAGCACCCAGAAAAUGAGCUGUAUGUCCAAGGAGAAUGAACUUACUGUGAAAGAAACUCAAAGCAGCCUUCCAGAUGGUAAGAAACAAACUGAAGUAGCACAUGUGUCAGAUAAUGGAGCUUUGAACAUAGCCACACAUGCCGUCGUUCACAUCAAACCCAGUGAGAAAGGGCUACACGAAAAAGAAUCAGAUAUAUCCAUUGAAACUGUGUUUUGUAAAGAUGCUAUCCCUGACUGUGCUAUACAAGAACUAAACCAAUCUACAAACAUUCCAAGUCCUGAAACAUUAUCAAACCAGUCUCCUACUGCUAUGAUCUCCAAUUUUAAACCCUCAGUUGAAACUCUUGGUCAGAAGAAAGCAGAUGAAGUCCUUGGUUGCCAUAGUAACCAAAACAGACCAGUUGAAUGCAGAAGUGAAGGUAAAUCAGUUAAGAAGGCACUAGAUAGUUAUUGGAGAGAGGCCACUGCAGAGGCUAACAGACAACCAAGUCUCAGCAAAAAAGAUCUGACAGUCAGUUCAGAUAGUAGUAACUCACUGCUUUGUGGUAGUCCAAAGAAAGACAAUUCCCAAGGAGCCUUUGAAAAUAUUUCUGGUUCUGAAAAGUCCAUAGAUAGUAUGAUAUACAUGGUCCAUGUAGACUGUGAUGAAAAGCCUGCUGAAGGUUUGCUGGCUGUGAAAACAUCUAACGCACUUGGUAAUGGUGCAAGGCAAAAUAAACUGGCAUUCCAUGAAAUCUCAAGGAGUACCUCAUGUGAGAGAGAACUGAAGGCUGCAUUUAUAGGAAUAGCUGACCAAGACUCGGAUCUCCUAAUUGCUGCUGCUUCUAUAGAGCAGUCUCUAGAAAUACAAUCAUGUGAAGAGAAAGUACAGAAAUCUUUAGAAGACUGUGAAAUGGAAAGAUGUCCAGACUCCUCCAUACCCCAUGAGAUGAAGUCUGCUGCUGAUCAUGAACCAAAUGUGAGAAUAGUAGAUAGCAUAAGCAUAUCUUAUAAACACCAAAGUAAAAGAGGAUCUCUGAGAGAAACCCAGGGAAUGAUGGAAGGAUCAAGACCAGAAGUAGAUUCUGAGGCUGGCAAAAAGGCCUUGGGAAUAGCCACAAGAGACUUGAUGUCCUUUAGAUGCCAAGAUGAGAGCUCUGACCUCGCACAGAGCCUAGAAUCCUUUGACACAAUGACUUUGUGUCUAUCCUCUCAAGAAAAUUCAGAAACUGAUACUGGUAGUAAAGAAACUGACCUAAAAAUUCCUUUUAAACAAAAAGAUGGUGAAGUGCUUUGUGAAAAUAGAAAAGACUGCAUGGGCCUGUCUGAGAUGAAGGAACAAAUACUAAGAAAUAGAAGUAAUCCUAACAAAAGAGACAGUGCACCUACCAGUGUGGAAAAGAAUGCUUGUAAAGCUUGCCAUCCUCGUGAGAAUUCCACUGAUGGACAUUUGCCUUUGACAGUGGACACCACCACAAGAAUGAAUGGAAAAGAAACUGAAGAACAUCAGAGGGGACUGCUGAAUCACUUAACCGUUGGGGAAGAAUCUGAGGUGAACACUACCACAGAAGGCCGUGGUGGCGAUAAUUUGCAUAGAAAUUGUCAGACAUACUUGCAAUGCCAAGCCAUUCAUGAUGAUGCUAUAAAACAACAGAGCGAGAGAUUUUUGGACUACACAUUGCUGAAAGAGGAAAAACUUACAUAUCAAAAAGAAGCGGUACAUAUGGUACUUGAACAGUGCACAUCAUCUAAUAAGUUGUCAGAUGAGGUUCAAGAUAAGAACCAACCUAAAGCAGACAAAGGUAGGUUCACCAAGAUAAAAGAAAUGACUCAGGCAAAGCUAACCAAGUACAACACCAGACAGCUUCAAAAGUUGGCAGACCCAAGGGCGAAAAGCUUAUGUCAUCAGCCAUUGAAGAAGGACAUUGAGUUAUGCACAGGUCCUUGCCUUCCUGGUGCCCCCAGGAAACAGCAAGAUCUCAGCACUGCUGGGUGUGAUCAAAUACAUGGUGCCUUUGUGAACACUUCUGGUAAAAAAAGAAUGCUUCCUUUGAAGAAGCAACCCCAUCGAACCUGUAAGAGAGUUUCCUAUCAGGAGCCAGUCAGUGUGGGGAAAAGAGUGAGUAAAGUCAGAAGUUCUACCAUUGGAAAGAGUUCAUCCAAUCCCAUCCCCACCAAAGCACACAGUCUUCUCAGCUCAUGUGCUGUGCCUGCACCCACACAAUUAGAACUCGAACCAGUACCUAUCAGGAGCUUGCUUAGCCACAAACCAAAGCAGAAGCCUAUACCAUGCCAUCCGUUGAGGAGCCCGAGUUUUAGGAAGCCUACCAAAGAAUCAGCCUUACUACACAAGCUAUCCAUCCUUGCCUCCAAACUAGCCCCACCUGCCAAACUCCCGAUACUCAGAUACCGGCGGUGUUCCUCUACACUUCUGCCAGUGGCUAAAAGUUACAAGCGCCUCAGAUAUAAAAGGCUCCUGGAUGGAUUUUCAUAUAAUGCAAUGCAGCUGAACCCAUAUAUGGCAGCUAAUAAAUGGGAUCAAAGGUCUAACAGCAAGCCUUUGGCACUUUAUUCUCUCGAAGCCAUCAAAAUGAGCUUCAUAGAUUUGAGCAACAAGAUGCCAUCACUGCUGUGUGGUUCCGAAAUCUUCCCAGUUUCCUUUCAUGUGAAACCAACCUCCAGUUGCAUGAUUGAAGCCUCAAAGACUUUUCCUGAGCACUGUGCUCCAUCGAGGCUUGCCUUAGGUGAGGCCUCCCAGUGCCCGCCUCAACCUCCCAAGUGGACCUUUUCUUUCUUUUUGUCCCAUGCUUGCCCUGGUAUGGCCACAUUCAGGGAAGACACUGGCCUCCAUAGUCAGGCACACACUCAGGCUCCUCCACAGACUCCAGUUCCUCUCCCAGACUAUGGAGGCACUGCCAUAGUCCAGACCAGAGCAGACUGCUCUGUCCUUGGCCUUCACACGCUUCUUGCACUUUGUUCUCCCGGAUGCUACCGAAUCUGGACAAAACAACGAAACUUCUCAAAUCACAUGCCUACCAUGCAGAGGCUCUUCAUGACCCAAUUUACACAGGGCUUGAAAGGGCUAAGGUCUUCAGCCUCCAUAGCAAAUAAGGUCUUCUAUUCUCUGCCCUACUCAGUGGGCAGAGUGUUGUCUAUUUGGAGCCAGCAUGGGCCCUCUUCCUGCUCCUUUGAAAUCUCUGCUCUUCAUCCUAGCAAGCGGCAGCUAAGUCUGGGCACCACAAACAGCCACACUGGGUUACCAUAUGACCCAGGCGUGGAUGCCACAACAUUCAAUACCAUUGGCAGUCACAUGAGGCUAGAACCUGCAUUCACUGCCUUGGUACCAAAGUCUUGCUUGGUAACAGAACCAGACGUCAGCAAACUCCUGCUUUCAGCCUCUGAGUUCCAGGUUCCUGCGUUUGAUGAGCUGGAUGGUGUGACAGCAGCAUGCCCUCGUCCCCAGAGCAGCGCUCCAGAGCAGAAAGAGGCUGAGCCAGAGAAGAGGCCAAAGAAAGUCUCACAGAUUCGAAUACGGAAAACCAUUCCUAAGCCAGAUCCUAAUCUUACCCCAAUGGGCCUGCCUCGACCCAAAAGGUUAAACAAGAAAGAAUUUAGUUUAGAAGAAAUAUACACCAACAAGAAUUACAAGUCUCCUCCUGCAAACAGGUGUUUAGAGACCAUCUUUGAGGAACCCAAGGAACGGAAUGGUACGCUUAUAUCAGUCAGCCAACAGAAAAGGAAGCGAGUUCUAGAAUUUCAGGAUUUUACAGUCCCUCGAAAGAGGAGAGCUCGAAGUAAAGUCAAGCUGACAGGAAGCUUCACUAGGGCCCAGAAGGCAGCUCUGCAGGGUCGAGAGCUGGAUGCUCUUUUGAUACAGAAGCUGAUGGAACUGGAGACCUUCUUUGCCAAGGAAGAGGAACAGGAGCAGUCAGUAGGCUGCUAAAAAGCAGUCCUGUUGGGGAUCUCAAUUUGAGAUCUUUUUUUUUGCACCUCCCUGGAAAAGGUUCCUUAAUUUUGCCCUACACCCAAACCACUCACGAUGCCUAUUUGGUGAAUUUUGACCCAUGUUGAGGUGCAGCCUGUUCAGAAGCUGGUGAAGGAGGGUCCUCUACUUCUACUGAUGAGUACAGAACCUCAGGAAUGCUCCCGUUCUCCUGGACAUGGUCCUCAACGGCGUCUGGCCUCCGCCGCCUGCCAGGGACUGCCAUCCAUGGGGAAAGAAGCUCGCGCAUCUUAAGCAACACUAGGAUUCCGAGGACUCACAGUAUUUGCACGUCCAGAUGAAAGUUCCACUUCGUUUACGGUGGUGCUAGACCAAGAUUACUUAGAAGCCUGGCCUAGGGAGGGGGUGCUGCCCUCCUAUCCUGUGUGGUCUUACCUGCUCAUUUCGGUAAUCAAGAAGAGAUGAACUGUUACGUUUUCUAAUCCUUUUGAGUCGGUCUGCCCAAGACCUGUUAGUGGGAGUGUAUGUAAGUGUAUGUGUGUGUGUGUGUGUGUGUGUGUGCGCGCGUGUUUACUUUUGGCAUCCUCUCCCUUCUGUGACUUUGGGUCACUAGUGCCAGAGGAGCCCAAUCAGGCCCCACUCAAUGUAAGUUGCACUUUGUUAAUGUUGUGAUGUUGAUUGAUUUUCAUUUGUUUUAUUUUUUUAUUAUUUUUAUCCUUUUGUAUUUUUGCUGCAUAUCUGGGGCCUUUAAAUGUGAUUUUUCGACAUUUUUUUUAAGACAUUGAGGAGAAAGACAACACACGUCUUAAGAGAAUAUAUGGCAGGCAUUGGACCAGUUUUCUGCAUAUGGAGGGACAUUUUCCCAUUCGUAUGUUCCAAGCCGUCCCUCCUCAUCUCCAACUUCUAGUGUAGCUCAUGAGAGGCAGUACUCUUUCCAUCCGCCUUCUCAAUCCUGCCUGCUCAUUUCAUGUAUUCAUUUUAAAGCAGAUUUCUCUGCCAGUCAUUUGCAAACUGCUGAAAUUGAGUGUGGCUUUAUCUGCAGUGUUGGUGUAUAACCAAGUUGGGCACCAUGGCUCCUGGAAAGAGCUGUCCCAGUGGCCUUCUCUAAGAGAGAGAAAGAGACUCACGUUAUAGUUCAGAUGCCAAGACACAUUCUUGCAAUGGGGGUCCCCAGAUUUCUACCACCGACCCUUUUUUAAGGGCACCUAUUGUACCCUGGGUCUUGUGUCAAGCCUACUGGAAAUGUCAAAUGCCAGAAGUAAUUGGCUUUCUGGGUUGUGCGUGAGGAGUCAGUAGGCCUAAAGGUGGUCUUUUCCUGUGUGCCAGCCUGCCUCCCUCACCCCUUCUUUCCUAUGGUUUCUCCUUGUUUCUUUUUGUUUGGGCUUUCUCUGUGUGUGUGUGUGUGUGUGUCUGUCUGUCUGUCUCUGUCCUCUCUUUAUAAGUAAGGGUUCAAAGAACAUUCCCUAGCUGGCGAGUGAGGUGCUCAGGCACCCUCAGGACGCUGGUUACUUCUUCCCAUCCUCCCCCAAGCCACUGCCGCAAAGCAGCCACUGAUGGGAUUCGAGGAGAGGAGCAAGCAGUGCCGUCUGCAAGUGUUGGCUGACCACUCUCCUUAGAUUCUUGCAUUCCCCAUUUGUUGGUGGGAGGACGGGGUGAGGGUGAGGGGAUCUCUAUGUGCCUUUCCUUUGUAGGUUGUCUGCACCACACUGGAGUAGAAAAACUGACCUAAACAGGAAAAGUCUGUCUUCCAGGUCUGCCUUUUCCAUAACUGCGAUGCCACGCCUGCUGGUCCUUGGGGCUGUUGUGGCCAUAGCCUGGCAUAAUUACAGGAGGCACCUGGUUUCCACACUGGCUCUGACUGGUGGGGACCACAUUCUCUCACUCAAUACCUUGUCCGGACACACUGGGCACGUCCUGUGCUUCACCUCAACACAUCUCCCUUCCUGGACAGGGGUGCCCAACUUUGCAGAUUGCUUCUCUGCCCUUUGCUGCAGGGAGCGCAUGGGUAGUACUCAGUGCCCUUGUACAAAUGCGUCAAUGAGUGGGGAGUAGGCUGAGGCAGGAAUUGAGGUGGGGUCAGCUGUGGAACCACCACCAUGGCAGAUCUUUCAAGCUGGCUCCUCAUAGGCCUGGUACUUGGAAGCACCGAGAGGGAACAGAUCUGGAGUAUGGCCAUCUCAGACCAGAGGACUAGAGGAAUGUAGGACAAAGCUGGCUACACAGGCAGGCCUGGAACUACACUUGGCCUCCCAAGUACUGGGAUGACAAGCCUGAGCCACCUUGCCCAACCUGUCUGAAAUUCUUGGCAUGCUCUGCAGUGCGGGCUCUUCUGCUGCAGGGGCAAGGAGGAACACCCCCUGCCCCCUUACAGCCUUCAUGACUUCCUCACCUGAAGUUGAUCCUUUGAGCUCAGCCACACCUGUCUUAACAUCUGGUUUCCCUGCUGUUGAGCCAGGGUCUGGGCUUCAGUGGAACGUAUAGCCUCAGGCAAGGGCAGGAGACAUAGCUGCUGGCUUAUCACCUGCUCAAAGCUACAGGAAGUCUGUUGGGAGCUGGUAGUUUCUCACCUACCCCGUGGUUGGAAGUUAGCAUUAAAUACAACUUAAAGAACUAUAACUUGCCUCCAGAAGUUGUGUUGUAGUAUUAAGGGAAGAGAGGAGAAAUCUCAGGUCCAAUCAGGGUUGUGCCCACCUCCUUGUCCAUCUUUCCAUUUAUACCUAUACCAACCUCCCCUCGCAUCUCUUUAUGUUUUUGAGGGGUUUUUUCCCUCUUAGCCUCCUUCCCAGCCUCACUGCUGCAUUAGUUUGGACGUACCUCAUCACCUGGUAAAGCAAAGCAUAGGGAAGUGCUGUGGAAAGACACGUAUGUAGUGAUUGCCUUACAUGGAGCCUGAAGAGCUCAGAAACUCAAGCUGUGAAUCCCCAAAUUCAGUGCUCCUCUUAAGAGCUGUGAAAAACUAAGACAUGUCACAGUUUUGCCUGAAAGAGUCUUGCAUGGGCUCCAGGGCCCAAGGUCCUACCGUGGACAUCCCUUCCCCUAGUACUCAUCCCCUGGCCACCCAGCUAAGCGCAGCAACCAAGGUGAGGAUGGGGCAGCAGGUCCAGGACCUGUGAAAGACCAGCCUUUAGGCAGUGACACUUUUCUCCCUUUGUCUGGGGUGAGUGCAGUUGGUGCUUUCUUUCAUACCCUUAUUUUGUUUGAUUUCUGUAAAGUUACCUCCCCUUCCCCCCCACAUCCAUAUCAUGGAAAGAACCAUUUAAAUAACCACAGUGUAGGUGGCUGUAUCCAAAGUAUAAAUAAUUGGCCAGAUGUGCAGAGUCUCCUUGUCGGCAUUCAUGUCAGUAGAGGGCUCUUUCCUGAACAAAAUGAACUACAUAUAGCUGGCUAGGGAGGGAGACUUAGUGUGGCUAAAAUCAGAGUUCAAUAUUAGUGUUUUGUCACCUGCCACCCGGCAUAGCACGCUCAGAUUUGGUGCUUGUCAGCUGUCUGCACAAGCCCUGCUCUGGUGCUGGAUUGGACUUGAAUUCUGGGUGAGUGACCUCCGUGUCUCCUUGAGCUGGGGUUUGGGUCAGUAAAUAGCUGCCUCAAAUGUCUAUAUUAUCAUGGUCAACAGUUGAAUGAAAAUUUGUACAUUUUUGGUAACAUUGGCAUACAGGAUGCCCCUGCUGUUCUUUUUCUGUUUAGUAGUUUGUGACUCUAAAAUGCCCACUGUUAUGUGUAUUAAUUUAUGGAAAUAAAUUUUUUUGGAAAACUU